Molecule: messenger RNA, 2403 nt
Organism: Macrobrachium nipponense
Lineage: Eukaryota; Metazoa; Arthropoda; Malacostraca; Decapoda; Palaemonidae
Product: cell growth-regulating nucleolar protein-like
Exons: 3
Coding region: 30-1097 (355 amino acids)
Biological process (GO): rRNA processing; negative regulation of transcription by RNA polymerase II
Cellular component (GO): nucleolus
Molecular function (GO): DNA binding
Source: RefSeq, a predicted model, not a curated record
UAUUUCUGUUAUGAUAUUACAGGAUCAUCAUGGUGUUUUUUGUUUGCGGUGGUUGUGGGGAAACCCUCAAGAAGAAUCAGGUGGAGAAACAUACCUUCAAAUGUCGUUCCUGUCAGAGCCUGACCUGUAUGGACUGUUCCAAAGAGUUCUGGGGAAACGAUUACACUACCCACACCAGCUGUGUGUCAGAGAACGAAAAGUAUGGAGGCAUCAACUAUGUAGCAAAAGAAAACAUCGGCCAAAAGAAACAAGAGGAGUGGGUUACCCUUCUGAAAGACAAGAUAGCCAGCACAAAAGCCAUAAAUCCACGGCUCGAGAACCUCUUCCAUCGCCUGCUUCAAUAUGACAACAUUCCCCGAAAAAAGGCUAAGUUUCUGAACUUUUUGAGAAGCAGUAAACUGGGAAAUGAAGCCUUGGCUGAAGAGGCAUGGAAGUAUUUCGAAGAUGUCCAGCAAAUAUUAUCCAAGAGGCAGAAUGAUCAAAAUAGCAAGCCCAAUCAAAAAAACACAGAUUCUCAGAAGGUGGAGGAGGAUGUUAAUUCAGCCACUCAAAUAGAUUCUUCAACCACGCCUGAAGCAACUCAGGAAGAGCCCCAGCGCAAAUCGAAGAGGGAGCGGAAGGAAGAAAGGCAGAAGAAGCAGACCAAAGUCCAGAAGAAGGACAAGAGAAAGAGACCUAUUGAAGAUGAAGGCGAGACUCAGGAGACAGAGAAACCAAAGAAAAAGAAAAAGGCAACAGCAGCAGUAAAGGAAGAGGAUGAGAAAGCAAACCAAGAAAACGUGGAACCAGAGAAAGCAGAGAAUGGGCUGGAGGAGAGUAUGGCCCAGGAAGGUGAAGAUUCAGAAGGUGCCAGUGGUCACAGUCCUUUCAAGUGGAAGAAAGCCAUUCACACCAUCUUGAAAGAUGCACCUGAAGAAGGAAUGAAAAUGAAGAAGUUGAAACGAAAGCUCUUCGCUCUGUACGUAGGGUCGAAGAGCGAAGCUGCUCACAGAAAAUCAGAUGUGGAAAUUGAUGCUCUGAUAUCUAAGAAGUUACAAAGGAGGAAUGACAAAUAUGUUGUUGUUAAAGACAGAGUGAAACUAAAGAACACAAGUUAGAUAUGCAGCUAAAAAAUAAAAAUUAGCUGAGGCAUAAUUUGAUUAUAUGUUGUAUUGUGUAAUAAGGUACCCUGGCACUUAAUGGGAGUAAAAUUUAUGACAAUGAAUUCAGUUUAAAGGAUUUUUUUAUUCAGUUGCCACUCUAUUGUCACCAUCAAGCCCAGGAAAUUAGCUCUGAUGGCAUGAAGAAAUGGUGUGAUGUGUUUAAUAUUUCUCUUUGUGUUUUCCUGUGCUGUUAAUUCUAUUAUCAAUCUCUUCUUCCAAGACACACACACCGUUAUAAUGUAGAUCAGAUAUUAUCAUCACAAAUGUAUGACUGCCUGGUUUUGUUAGGUGUUAUUAAGAUAUCACAGAGGUAGGCACACACACUAUAAAGAAAUAGUAGUCUCCAGUAAUGUGUCAUAAUCCAAGGACUACACAUAGUAAUGCUUGAAAUUAAGUACAAAAGUCUCAUUAUAUUGAAUAUAAUGUUUUUGUUUCUUUGACUUUUGCUAAGGCAUAUGGGGUGGGAAAUACUGUGCUUUAUUGAGCCUAGAUUUUUCAAGAAGGAUGAAAGAAUAAAUCUGGAGGAUAAGAGGUGUGGCUUGAUAGGUUUCAAGAGUAGCAAUAUUCCUUAGUAUUUACAAGGUUAUGUUUUCAGAAUUAGUUACUGCAUGUCAUUCAGUUGGCUGUUUUUCUUCUCAAGGAAAUUCUCAAGUUUUGAGGUUUUUAUAUAUUUAGAGUAAUACUUACCAUGAUAUGGUGCUCUUUUUUUAUAUAUAAAGAGAGCAAAGGCAAUACAUACUGGUUUUUUCCAUGCAAAAGAUGACAAUACAGUGCUCAAAUGUUGCUGUAUUAGGCAUAAUCUACGUUUCUUUAAAUUGCAAGAGGUCCAUUUAAAAAACUGAGAUAGUCUUAUGUUUAGGGCACUUUCACAAAUUAAUUCAAGAAUCCAGAAAAUAAUUUUAUGAAACAGCUGCAUUUAUCUUGCAGUGUUCUUUAUAAGAUUGAGAGCGCUGAAUACAAGUGUGAACAUAAUUUAUUACAAUGGUAUUAUGUCAGUUACUGCUGCUUGGGCCUGUAUUUUUCAUUAUAUUUUUUACAAUACCUUAGACCUUUAUAGCAAUGAAGUUUAUUAGUUUCAUUUGUUUAUUUCUCAGAGAGAUUGAAAAUAAUUAUACCCUUAUCAUGGCAAAUGAAAGGUAAAGCUAAGUUUUGUACAUUACAUGUAAUAGAUUCCAGAUUUUAGCAAAAUUUGUUAUCCCUUUUGCAUUAUACCAUAUUUAUCUUUUGUAUGUUUGAGUGGACAUUAAACUGUUAUAGUUUA